AUGACCGACUCACCCAAACUAAACGACCCCUCGCUCUUUGUGGGCAAGAACUAUGUCGGCGGCCACUGGAUCGAGUCUGCAUCGCGGAAAAGAUUCGACGUCCACGACCCCGCCAGUGGCUCUCUAAUCGGAACAUGCCCCGAAUCAACCCCCCAAGAUGCCGAACAAGCCAUCCGCGCCGCCGCAGCAGCGUUGCCAGUCUGGCGCACUCGAACAGGCCGCGACCGCUCGCGCAUCCUGCGAAAGUGGUACGAGCUCGUUAUCCAGAAUAAAGAGGACCUGGCGACACUCAUCACCUGGGAGAACGGGAAGGCCAGGCCCGAUGCCGCGGGGGAGGUGCUCUUUGCAGCGAGUUUCCUGGAGUGGUUUGCGGAGGAGGCGCCGAGGGUAUACGGUGAUGUUGUGCCGCACUCGCAGCCUGGGUUUAGGGUUUCGGUGCUCAAGGAGCCCGUAGGUGUUGUUGGGCUUAUUACACCAUGGAACUUCCCUGCGGCGAUGAUAACGCGCAAACUCGGGCCCGCGCUUGCAGCUGGCUGUACAGCGGUUGUGAAAACAGCAGGCGAGACACCCUUUACAGCGAAUGCCUUGCUAAUCCUCGGUGAAAGAGCCGGCGUACCAAAGGGCGUGAUCAACAGUAUCGCAGCCUUGGAGAAUACACCUGUAAUCGGGCAGACACUGUGCGCGUCGAACACCGUGCGCAAGAUCUCAUUCACGGGCUCGACUCGCGUGGGCAAGAUCCUGAUGAACCAGUCUAGUGAUACGUUGAAGAAACUGAGUCUGGAGCUUGGAGGGAAUGCGCCCUUCAUUGUGUUUGACGAUGCGGAUUUGGAUCUUGCGGUUGCGGGGGCCGUUGCGAGUAAGUUUAAGUCGUCGGGGCAGACUUGUGUUUGUUCGAAUCGGAUCUUUGUGCAAAAAGGGGUUUAUAGUGAGUUUGUGAGGAGGUUGAAGGAGGUUGUGCAGGGAUUCAGGGUUGGACCUGGGUUUGAUAGUAGCACUACUCACGGGCCGCUUGUUAUCGCUGGCGCUGCUGCGCGGGUAGAGUCUCUAAUUGCAGAUUCUGUCAAGGCAGGAGCUAAAGUAGAAGCUGGAGGAAGACGCCGGUCUGAUCUUGGACCCAAUUUCGUCGAGCCCACGAUCUUGACAAACGUCACCACAGACAUGCGACUAAUGGAGGAGGAGAUAUUCGGUCCUGUCGCGCCAAUCCUUAGCUUCGAAGACGAGAGCCAGGUCGUGGACAUCGCAAACAAGUGUGAUGUCGGUCUAGCGUCUUAUGUCUUCUCGCAGGACGUCAACCGUGUUGCGCGUGUUACAGACCUUCUGUCCUUUGGAAUGGUUGCAUUGAAAACUGGCGUUGUGUCAGAUGCAGCAGCGCCGUUUGGUGGUGUCAAGCACUCUGGCCUAGGCCGCGAGGGAAGCAAGUAUGGCAUUGAGGAUUAUUUGAACGUGAAGACGGUUAUUACAGGGAAUAUCAAUGUUGUUCAUAGGGCGUCUCUGUAG
Molecule: messenger RNA, 1497 nt
Organism: Aspergillus puulaauensis
Lineage: Eukaryota; Fungi; Ascomycota; Eurotiomycetes; Eurotiales; Aspergillaceae
Product: NAD-dependent succinate-semialdehyde dehydrogenase
Exons: 5
Coding region: 1-1497 (498 amino acids)
Biological process (GO): GABA catabolic process
Molecular function (GO): succinate-semialdehyde dehydrogenase (NAD+) activity
Source: RefSeq, a predicted model, not a curated record